Molecule: messenger RNA, 466 nt
Organism: Hyphopichia burtonii NRRL Y-1933
Lineage: Eukaryota; Fungi; Ascomycota; Pichiomycetes; Serinales; Debaryomycetaceae
Gene: RPL29
Product: 60S ribosomal protein eL29
Exons: 1
Coding region: 152-343 (63 amino acids)
Biological process (GO): cytoplasmic translation
Cellular component (GO): cytosolic large ribosomal subunit; ribosome
Molecular function (GO): structural constituent of ribosome
Source: RefSeq, a predicted model, not a curated record
AUUUUUUUUGUUUGACUAGUCAAGAAGAAGAUUUUUCAUCAAGUCCAUCCCGACCAAGAAAGAAUAUUUGUGGAACAGAUUUCUGGAUACAGACCUAACUUUGGACUUUGAAAAUGUUUAAGAUAGAGUACUAACCACGUUUUAUAGAAAAAUGGCUAAAUCUAAGAACCAUACCGCCCAUAACCAAACCAAGAAGGCUCACAAGAACGGUAUCAAAAAACCAAGAUCCCACAAAUACCCUUCAUUGAAAGGUGUUGAUUCUAAAUUCCGUCGUAACCACAGAUAUGCUUUACACGGUACCGCCAAAGCUUUAGCUAAAGCUCGUGCUGAAAAAUCCGCUUAAAUCAAUUAAUCAAUCAGAUUUAUCCUAUUACUGUACAAUGUUUAAUUAAUAAUUUUCAUGAUUUUUGUUUUUAAGUUACAUUUUUCUUCUUCCUACGGGGUUUACUAGGUUUUGUAUAAAGCU